AAAAAACACAGAGAAAAAUCCACAAAAGAGAAUUGAAAACAAAACGAGAAAAGAAAAAGGAAAGAAAAAAAAAAAGGAAUUACAGGAAAGAGGAUAAGACACUUGUGGAGAGCUCGUGCUGUAAACACUUCCACUGAAAUCUCAAUCACCAUGCAACACCCAUCUAACGGCUAAUAGUCACUUGUGAGUAGAAGCCAGAAGGAUAUAAUAUCCCACCCACUUAAACUCCCUCCUCUUGUUCACUCAAACCCCAUUCUUCUCCACCACCAUUUUCAUUUUGUUGAGUGAGUGAGAAAAAAAGCCAGGCCUUUAACAUAAAAAAGAAAAAAAGAAAAAAAAAAGAAGCUCAAUGGCUUCUCUAACAAUGGUUUUCGGUCCGGCCGCCACCGGAAGUUUCUUCGCGGCGACUGCGGCAAAGGGUGCAGGAGGAAGCAAAGAGGAGAAAGGACUGCUUGACUGGAUUCUUGGUGGGCUGCAGAAGGAAGACCAGCUUCUUGAGACUGAUCCAAUCCUUAAGAAGGUUGACGAAAAGAAUGGUGGCCCCACCAACGGUGGCCGGAAGAAUUCUGUGGCAGUCCCAAAGAAGAAAAACGGAGGCUUUGGAGGCCUUUUCGCCAAGAAAUAAAAGAAAAAGAAAAAACAGGCUAUUUUCUAUCAUUCUUGUAAUUCUCUCUGCAGGCAUUUCACACCUUUUGUGGUGUAUAUUUACUUAUCUAAUCUUUGAUCAUCAUUAUGGAACAUUUAAGUCGUGUUAUAAACGAAUUUUAAUUCAUUUUUCACA
Ziziphus jujuba (common jujube) is the source of this 781-nucleotide messenger RNA. RefSeq lists its product as uncharacterized. Bases 350 to 625 code for a protein of 91 amino acids. NCBI's taxonomy places the organism in Eukaryota, Viridiplantae, Streptophyta, Magnoliopsida, Rosales, Rhamnaceae. The record is from RefSeq and is a predicted model, not a curated record. The transcript has a single exon. Gene Ontology annotation, cellular component: chloroplast.